This is a messenger RNA of Spodoptera frugiperda (fall armyworm), 3027 nucleotides long. RefSeq lists its product as uncharacterized. The transcript is spliced from 71 exons. Lineage: Eukaryota; Metazoa; Arthropoda; Insecta; Lepidoptera; Noctuidae. Bases 971 to 2434 code for a protein of 487 amino acids. The record is from RefSeq and is a predicted model, not a curated record.
UGCAGCGGUUGGCAAUCUUGUCGGAGGAGUUGGCAAAACGACUGGCAGUCUUGUAGGAGGAGUUGGCAAUGCGGCUGGCAGUCUUGUCGGAGGACUUGGCAAUGCGGCUGGCAGUCUUGUCGGAGGAGCUAGCAAUGCGGCUGGUAGUCUUGUAGGAGGAGUUGGCAAUGCGGUUGGCAGUCUUGUCGGAACACUUGGCAAUGCGGCUGGCAGUCUUGUCGGAGGAGCUAGCAAUGCGGCUGGUAGUCUUGUAGGAGGAGUUGGCAAUGCGGCUGGCAGUCUUGUCGGAGGACUUGGCAAUGCGGCUGGCAGUCUUGCCGGAGGAGUUGGCAAUGCGGCUGGCAGUCUUGUCGGAGGACUUGGCAAUGCGGCUGGCAGUCUUGCCGGAGGAGUUAGCAAUGCGGUUGACGAUGCUAUAGCAGGAGUGGGCACAGUGGUUGGCGAUGUGAGCCAGGCGGCUGGCAGUCUUGUAGGAGGAGUUGGCAAUGCGGCUGGCAGUCUUGCCGGAGGAGUUAGCAAUGUGGUUGGCGAUGUGAGCCAGGCGGCUGGCAGUCUUGUAGGAGGAGUUGGCAAUGCGGCUGGCAGUCUUGCCGGAGGAGUUAGCAAUGCGGUUGACGAUGCUAUAGCAGGAGUGGGCACAGUGACUGGCAAUUUUGUCACAGAACUUGGCAAUGCGGCUGGCAGUCUUGCAGGAGGAGUUGGCAAUGCGGUUGGCGGUGUUGUAGGAGGAAUUGGCGAUGUGACUGGCAAUUUUGUCACAGAACUUGGCAAUGCGGCUGGCAGUCUUGCAGGAGGAGUUGGCAAAGAGGUUGCCGAUGCUUUAGCAAGAGUGGGCAAUGUGGUUGGCGAUGUUGUAGGAGGAGUUGGCAAUGCGGUUGGCGAUGUUGUAGGAGGAGUUGGCAAUACGGUUGGCGAUGUUGUAGGAGGAGUUGGCAAUGCGGUUGGCGAUGUUGUAGAAGGAGUUGGCAAUAUGACUGGUAAUGCUGUAGCAGGAGCUGGCCAUAUGGUUGGUGAUGUGGGCGAGGCGACUGGCAAUCUUGUCGGAGGAGUUGGCAAUGCGGUUGGCGAUGUUGUAGGAGGAGUUGGCAAUACGGUUGGCGAUGUUGUAGGAGGAGUUGGCGAUGUGACUGGUAAUGCUGUAGCAGGAGCUGGCCAGGUGGUUGGCGAUGUGGGCGAGGCGACUGGCAAUCUUGUCGGAGGAGUUGGCAACGUGGUUGGCGAUUAUGUUGGAGAAGUUGGCAAUGUGGCUGGCGAUGUUGUAGGAGGAGUUGGCAAUGCGGUUGGCGGUGUGGGCACUGCGACUGGCAAUCUUGUCGGAGGAGUUGGCAAUGCGGUUGGCGAUGUUGUAGGAGGAGUUGACAAUACGGUUGGCGAUGUUGUAGGAGGAGUUGGCAAUGUGGCUGGCGAUGUUGUAGGAGGAGUUGGCAAUGCAGUUGGCGAUGUCGGCACGGCGACUGGCAAUCUUGUCGGAGGAGUUGGCAAUGCGGUUGGCGAUGUUGUAGGAGGAGUUGGCAAUGCGGUUGGCGAUAUGGGCACAGCGGUUGGCGGUGUUGCAGGAGGAGUUGGCAAUGCGGUUGGCGAUGUUGUAGAAGGAGUUGGCAAUGUGACUGGUAAUGCUGUAGCAGGAGCUGGCCAGAUGACUGGUAAUGCUGUGGCAGGAGCUGGCCAGAUAGUUGGCGAUGUGGGCGAGGUGACUGGCAAUCUUGUCGGAAGAGUUGGCAAUGCGGUUGGCGAUGUUGUAGAAGAAGUUGGCUAUGCGGUUGGCGAUGUGGGCGAGGCGGUUGGCGAUAUUGUAGGAGAAGUUGGCAAUGUGACUGGUAGUGCUGUAGCAGGAGCUGGCCAGAUGACUGGUAAUGCUGUGGCAGGAGCUGGCCAGAAGACUGGUAAAACUGUGGCAGGAGCUGGCCAGAUAACUGGUAGUGCUGUGGCAGGAGCUGGCCAGAUGACUGGUAAUGCUGUAGCAGGAGCUGGCCAGAUGGUUGGCGAUGUGGGCGAGGUGGUUGUAGGAGGAGUUGGCCAGACGGUUGGCGAUGUUGUAGGAGGAGUUGGCAAUGCGGAUGGCGAUGUGCGCUUCGCGGCUGGCGAUGUGCGCUUCGUGGUUGGUGAUGUGGGCGAGGCACUUUCGGAAUUACAGACACAAUUAUCGGACGUCUCAUCAUCGGUAGCAGAGAAAAGAAGCGAAAAUCUAACGAAUGCUAUGAAUUCUAUGGAAGAAUUGGUGGACUAUUUACAGCAAGAGGGUACGAACAACAUGGAAGAAUUACAAGCUAAAGCGAAGGAGACUCAGGAAAACAUUAUUAAAGCUCUUAAUGAUUCGAGUCUUACAGAAGAUGUGAAAAACCAAUUAAAUGAUGCAUUGGACGCCUUGCAAACGCUACCUUCAAGUGAUAUGUCUGUUAAUAUUGACGGUAGCGCUUCUACUUCUACUACGUAAGUUCUUUCUGAUGAUAGUGGAAGUUCUGCUUCUGAUAGCAGUAGCGCAACUUCUAACACCGCUGCCGUCAAAGUCAAGUCAAAGUCAAAAUCAUUUAUUUCAAAUAGACCAGGAAGGCACUUUUGAACGUCAAAGCAAAUAUAAUAAUAUUAAUAACAUCUGUCUGUCGGUCAGUCCUCUAGUGAAGCUAUUUGCUCGUUCCAAAGUGUAGAUUCCUAUGGAGAAGAACGAGCAAGAAACUCCAUAGGUUACUCUUUCUCAAUCAGAUUUACAAUACAAUUCUUGGUUACAUUGUUUCGAUUACUUCAACUAUGUGAGAACAAUGUAAAACUAAUAUACAGUCAAAGCGACAGAAAAAGAAAAUAACCUAGAGGACAAUAAAAAUUAAUGCAGUCCAGAGCUGACCGCCGAAGUCUCUGCUUAAAUUGUUUCCAAAGGAGCACGGAUAAAAUUGAUUCUUCAACAAGUACCUGCUGAGUUAACAGUAAAGUGUUAUAAUUUAAAGCUUUUCAAAUUAUGUUCAAAUUUGUUUAAAUUCUCACGAUCCAAUCGUUCAUCUUUUGAAAAUAAAUUUCAGUUUGUGUUGCAUAAAA